Molecule: messenger RNA, 603 nt
Organism: Hevea brasiliensis (rubber tree)
Lineage: Eukaryota; Viridiplantae; Streptophyta; Magnoliopsida; Malpighiales; Euphorbiaceae
Exons: 1
Coding region: 1-603 (200 amino acids)
Source: RefSeq, a predicted model, not a curated record
AUGGAUCUUCAGCAGGUCAAGGAAACUAGUUUUCCAACCAAAGUUGAGGCUGCUACUCAAGUCUCUGCUGAUAAGGGUGAGAGUAAUAAGGUUGGUGAGUCUCCAGCUGCUAUGGCACAUGAAAGUGAGCAAGUGGCUGAACCUGAGCCUGAACCUGCAGUAGAAGCCCCUGUUGAGCAUGCUAGUGACCAGGUCAUUGAACCUGAAAUUGAGCCUGCAACUGAUGUCCCUAUUGAACAUGAAAAGACUGUAGAACCCAAAAUUGAGCCACCUGUUGAACCUCAAAGUGCACCACCUGUUGACAUUACUGCUGCCCCUAUACAGCAGAAGGAAGCUUCUCUCAAGGAUCACCAAGAGAGUGCUCCAACUCAGCUAUCUGCAGCUGCUGCCCCUGCAGCCACAAAAGGUAAGAAACGGUACAAGUCAACUAUGUCCAAUCCAUAUCAGACACUAGCUGCUGCCCUUCAACCACCAUCUGAUGAAGAUGAGUCACCGAAGGAUGAUCAAUUGGCUGACCAAGCACCUCAGCCCCCUGUUAUUAAACUCCCUAGGAAGAAGAUGGUGCCUUCCAAAUCCACUUGCAGAAGUAAAAGACUUAAAUAG